Mercurialis annua (annual mercury) is the source of this 1941-nucleotide messenger RNA. Its product is annotated as beta-hexosaminidase 1. The transcript is spliced from 15 exons. The record is from RefSeq and is a predicted model, not a curated record. Gene Ontology annotation, molecular function: beta-N-acetylhexosaminidase activity. Gene Ontology annotation, biological process: carbohydrate metabolic process; glycosaminoglycan metabolic process. The coding region runs from base 118 to 1749 and encodes 543 amino acids. Gene Ontology annotation, cellular component: membrane. Lineage: Eukaryota; Viridiplantae; Streptophyta; Magnoliopsida; Malpighiales; Euphorbiaceae.
AAAACAGACUCAAUUCAAUUCAAUUUUUUUUUUUCUUAAUUCAAUUUCAUUUCACCGUAUAUAAUUCAAUCAUUCAAUCACUUCACUUACCAACCAUACUCAAAUUCUCUCAUAACAAUGUCACAAACCACACUGAAAUCUGUAACAAUACUCACAAUUCUAAUAUUACUCCACAUAAACCCCUCAUUUCAACUCAAUAAUACUAAAAAUGUUCUUGAUUUUGAUUCUUUAACUUACAUUUGGCCACUUCCAUCCCAAUUCACUUCUGGGAAUCUCACUCUCUCCGUUGACCCUUCACUUUCUUUGACUCUUGAUUCUAAAUCGAGCUCUACUAUUGUUAAAGAUGCGUUUGAGAGAUAUAAAAAGAUUAUCUUUAAGCAUAGUGGUGGUUCCAGUUCGGUUUUUGAUUUGUUUCGGUUUAAAAGACCUGAUUUUGAUGUUACCCAUUUGAAGAUUGUCGUUUUUUCUGAUAGUGAUGAGCUUCAUCUUGGAGUUGAUGAGAGUUAUAGUUUGUUUGUGGAUAAGAAGGAUGGGCAGUCUAUUAUUGGAGAGGCUACAAUUGAGGCAAAUACUAUCUAUGGUGCAUUGCGGGGAUUGGAGACAUUCAGCCAAUUAUGUACUUUUGAUUAUGGAACCAAAUCUGUCCAAAUCCACAAGGCACCAUGGUACAUCCAAGACAAACCAAGAUUUGCAUAUCGAGGGCUUCUACUUGAUACAUCGAGGCAUUACUUACCAAUUGAUGUUAUUAAGCAGAUAAUUGAAUCAAUGACAUAUGCCAAACUUAAUGUCCUUCAUUGGCACAUUAUAGAUGAGCAAUCAUUUCCUUUAGAAGUACCAACGUAUCCAAAGUUGUGGCAAGGAUCAUAUUCAAAGUGGGAGCGAUACACGGUGGAGGAUGCUUAUGAUAUUGUAAACUUUGCCAAAAUAAGAGGCAUCAAUGUCUUGGCAGAAAUAGAUGUCCCUGGGCAUGCAGAAUCAUGGGGAGCCGGAUAUCCUGAUCUUUGGCCGUCCACUUCCUGUAAAGAGCCGCUCGAUGUUUCAAAAAAUUUCACUUUUGACGUGAUAUCUGGCAUUCUCUCAGACAUGAGAAAAAUCUUUCCUUUUGAGCUCUUCCACUUGGGUGGCGAUGAGGUUAACACAGAUUGCUGGAAAUCUACUCCACAUGUGAAGCAAUGGCUUCAAGAUCAGAACUUUACUACUAAGGAUGCAUAUCAACAUUUUGUAACUAGAGCUCAAGAGAUAGCAAUUUCAAAAGGCUGGACUCCUGUCAACUGGGAAGAAACAUUUCUUUCAUUUCCAUCACACCUUCAUCCAAGUACGAUAGUGCACAAUUGGUUGGUCGGUGGGGUUUGUGCAAAAGCUGUUGCAAAAGGUUUCCGAUGCAUAUUCAGCAAUCAAGGGUAUUGGUAUCUUGAUCAUCUAGACGUCCCUUGGUACGAAGUUUACAAUGCUGAGCCACUGGAAGGAAUAGAAAAUGCUUCUGAGCAAGAGCUUGUGCUUGGAGGAGAAGUUUGCAUGUGGGCUGAGACAGCUGAUACCUCUGUUGUUCAGCAGACAAUAUGGCCUCGAGCAGCUGCAGCUGCAGAGCGCUUGUGGAGCAGAAGAGAGGCCAACAGUACUGAAACAGCUUUACCUCGCUUUCACUACUUUAGAUGCCUAUUGAACAGGCGUGGAGUUGCAGCUGCUCCGGUCUCCAAUUUCUACGCGCGGCGACCUCCGGUUGGUCCAGGAUCAUGCUACGAGCAAUAAUUCUUCUCAUGCUAAGUUAGGUAAUUUCAUUUACCUGAAGCUAUAUAUGUGUAUUUUGUACAUGGUAAAUGCAAGCACUUGAUGCAAUUCUUUCUGUUUCUAGUUUUAAUCAUGUGUUCUUAAUAAAAUUGGUAUGAGUUUGGUGCCUUCUAUCAAUGGAAUUGGGAUGAAUGCUUCUUGUUUGCAAGAUGA